AUGGUCGCAGAUGCCAGCGGGAAGUCUUCCCCGCUGAUCUCUCUUUGCGCUGGUGGCACUGCCGGCGGUGUCGAGGCUUUCUGCACAUACCCAUUUGAGUUCGCAAAGACCCGUGUACAGUUAUACGGACAUGGCUCGAGUAGAAAUCCGUUCCGCAUCGUCGGUCAGGUAGUCAAGGAAGAAGGCUUGUCGGCGUUGUAUAAGGGAUGCUCGACCAUGAUCGUGGGCUCGAUUGGCAAAGACGCCAUUCGAUUCGUAGCGUUUGACAGCAUACGCAAGAUAUUUGAGGAUCCGGAGACGCAUACCUUGGGGCCCGCUCAGUCCAUCAUGUCCGGCAUGGUCGCCGGCGUCGUCUCAUCUACAGCCAUCGUAACGCCCACCGAGCGUAUAAAGACGGCGCUCAUAGACGAUGCAAAGACGUUACAGCGCUUUCGGUCGCCAUGGCAUUGUGUCGCUACCUUGGCACAAGAACAAGGCCUGCGCCGUGCCCUGUACGCCGGCUACGUGACCACAACCCUCAAGCAGAUUGGGACCACGGGUUUCCGCCUAGGCUCAUACUCCAUCAUCAAGGACUGGGAGCGCUCUCGUGGAUACAAUGUUGACGGGCCCUUGGCGAGCUUUGCCAACGGAGCCGCUGCCGGUACCAUCACGACGCUGGCCACUCAGCCAUUCGACACGGUGAAGACGAAGGCGCAGCAGGCCAAAGCCGUUGGCACCAUGGACGCCGUCCGCAUUAUCAUGGCGGAGGACGGCUUCUUCAAAGGAUUCUGGCGGGGUACUGUCAUGCGACUGGGCAGGACUGUGAUGGCUGGUGGUAUCUUGUUUACUGCUAAUGAGCAGGCUGCCAAAAUGCUCAGGGCCUUGUUAGGUCCACAAUAUCAGUAG
Molecule: messenger RNA, 885 nt
Organism: Neoarthrinium moseri
Lineage: Eukaryota; Fungi; Ascomycota; Sordariomycetes; Amphisphaeriales; Apiosporaceae
Exons: 2
Coding region: 1-885 (294 amino acids)
Biological process (GO): mitochondrial citrate transmembrane transport
Source: RefSeq, a predicted model, not a curated record